Messenger RNA from Fonsecaea multimorphosa CBS 102226, 1092 nucleotides. RefSeq lists its product as uncharacterized. The record is from RefSeq and is a predicted model, not a curated record. The transcript is spliced from 2 exons. Lineage: Eukaryota; Fungi; Ascomycota; Eurotiomycetes; Chaetothyriales; Herpotrichiellaceae. The coding region runs from base 1 to 1092 and encodes 363 amino acids.
AUGCCUAAAAAAGCAAAGACAGAACCCAAAGGGCCGCCCUGUUCACACACGUACGAUGCCACAAAGACAAUUCCCGUCGAUAUCGACAUCGCCGUAGCAACUCUUGCUGACGCACAUGUUGUCCUACAGGAUCACGCGGAUCACCUCCUCAUCCAUGGCUAUCUCAAAUUGUCCACUCAGUACUCCAGCAAUCCAGUCCAAGACCCUUCUGCAACUGGUCGAAAGGUUAAUCGAGUAGAACAAGUUGACUUGGCCAUUGAGAAAAUCUUCCACACCAGUGAUUGGAAAGGAGGACGUCCGCUGCAGCCUAUGAUCGAUGUACUCCAAGACGAGUAUACAAGGAAAUGGGGUGGGACCAAUGCCGUCUAUCACGACUUGGCCAGAACGUAUCCUGAGCACAGAGAGGAGAUCGCUGACAAGCGAGGCAAGCAUUUUGGAGCAUCCAUAUUGAUCCAGGAUCUUCAAACUCACUGUGUCGACCUUCGUCGAUUUGCCAGACGGCUUGACAGCUAUUCCUCUACAAGCCCCUUACCCUUGCUACUCGAAAUGGAGGUCCACGGCAAACCUCAUGCUCAGCUGCCAAAACUGGCUCGCGAGGCUCUGCGCAGAAUGACUUGUGAAGACCCCUCUCAGCCUGGGUCAGAGAAGGACCUGUUAGCCGCGGAACUCCUCCCUGAGUGCAACCUCGUCAUCGGAAUCGCCAGCCAGAUAUCCGAGUGGAAGGAGAAGGCCGCGCAAGUCACGCAAGCCCUGAAUGAACUGCUGGAACUGCAUUCGUACAUGGAGAAUUCGCUCUGGGAGGGCGUCGACAAGCCCGAGCUCCUGCUCGAAAGAGUCUUCCUCUUCCAGGAGAGCACGGUCAUGGCCCUCAUGCGCGACGAGAUCUGUAUCGCAGCCGCCGUCGAGCGCCAACUCAGAGCGUGCAAUGUCCUCUCCUUCACCAGGAUAGACAAGAGAUUUUUGAUCAAGAAUGCGCGAUUCAUGGCGAAAGUCAUCAAGGCCGAGGAUAUCUUCAUGGAGGUUAGGCGGCUUCUUUCCCGGUUACAGCAGAAGUUUGAUUUGGUAGUGCGUUUGCCGAUGAAUGGGUCCUAA